Dioscorea cayenensis subsp. rotundata (Guinea yam) is the source of this 1721-nucleotide messenger RNA. RefSeq lists its product as uncharacterized. The record is from RefSeq and is a predicted model, not a curated record. Bases 226 to 1530 code for a protein of 434 amino acids. The transcript is spliced from 5 exons. NCBI's taxonomy places the organism in Eukaryota, Viridiplantae, Streptophyta, Magnoliopsida, Dioscoreales, Dioscoreaceae.
AAUUCGAACUUUGUUAUCAUCGCAACAUCAUCUCUCAAAAGUGAGAUUCCAAACCCUAGUCUUGCAUCAAUCCACCACCACAAACCUUUCUUUCUCAUCGCCAUAGAUUUCCUUCUCAUGCUCCUCAGCCUCUCCUUGCCCUUUCUCAGCUCUCGAUUUGAGGCCGGGGGUCGUCUCUAAUCCCAAUCUAUUGAGGUUCUUGCAACCCAUUUCUUGAGUUGGGUCAUGGUGGAGUUUUCUCUCAUGGCGUCUGCCGCCUUCUCUCCUUCGAUGUUUCAUCAGGAGCAGGGCCUUCUUUGCAGUGCUGUUCCAAAGGACUGUCGAGCACUAUUACCUGGUUUUGACAAAAGAGAGGAACUGCUGAGAUCUAGUUCUCUGCAGUUAAAUGGAAUCCAUCCAGAGGAUCAACAGAAAUCAUUUGGCCAAUCACUGGAGUAUGGUCACCCAUCCCGGCCAUCUUCAGCAACUGACAAAUCUGUGCUCAUUGAUGUUCAAGAUUCCCGCCCUGAUUCGAUACUCUUCAGCUUUGGGAUCGCAGAACAGUGCACCAGGCGUGAGAAAAUCUUGCAGUUUCUUAUGUCUGGAUCCAAUGUUGUAGAAGGAGAAGGCCUGAAUAUAUCUUUAUUAUCUGAACUAAUGGGUCUUCAAACUUUGGCAAUCAGCAUGUGCCCACAACCUUUGGGCCCGGGAGAUGAUUUCUUUUUGCAUGAUUUCAGCCCAAAUGGGUCCCAGACAUUCAUAACCCCAGAAAAGCAGCUAUACUGCCCUGAGCUUUUAUUGGAUUUUGUUGGGGACAUGUCCCGUAACUCAAAAAUUAUGGUGCACCCAGAUGGUCGAGUCCUUUUCAUGGGUACUGGGGCUGAGAUGAAGGAUCUACUUUCAAUUGUUGCGGAGCUUUACAUGGCAAAAAAUAGAACACAUGGUACUAAGCAAUCUAUGCUAGUACCAUAUUUUAGGAGGUGGGGCAAAAAUACAAAGACAAACAACCGCAGUUUGUCGGGUUUACAAACUCAUGAUGUUACUCCACAGAAAAGCCCUGAAGCUGUCAAGCUGAAGCCACAAACCAAAAAGCAGCGAAGCAGAAAAGCCGGCAAUGAGAGGAAUAUCCAUGGGAAGAAUUAUUUCAGUGCUUGUGAAAGCCUUCUGACUUUCAUUGCAGAUGAGAAAGUAAGCAAGACGGCAGUGCAUUCACUGAAGAAAUCAGGUCCGGAAAUAACUCAAUUCCUCACCCAGUUGUCAGCCGGAAUUGCAGGAACAGGUCUCGCUGUCCUUUUUUCUGUCAUGUACCAAUUGGCGAGCCAAAGAGUGCCUUUCUGUAUCACCAAAGUAUUGAACACUGGUUUUGGUUUCAGUUUGGUUUGGCUCUCUUGGGCUGUCAACAGAUUAAGGUAUACCAUCAGCAAUGUGAGCAAAAACUUGAACAAGCUGAGCCCAAGCGAUGACGGUACUCAAAAAGUUGAAGAGUGCAUGAAAGAAAUUUUCUUCAGAGCAUUAGCGGUGAUGGCUGUGGUCAUUUUGAGGUUUGCGUAACGCUUUGAUCUUUUGCCUGUUCUGUAAAUGAAAUCUGACUGACUUUUUGUUAGAGUUGAUGAUUGUAAAACAAAUGGUACAGAAAAAAAGUCAGGGUGUCGCUGGAAAGCGGACAAAUGUAAGAUGAGGUUGCAUUGUAAUCAAAGAUUUAUUGACAUGUAAAUCAAUUUUGAGCUUCAUUAAGGUUAUAA